Messenger RNA from Ipomoea nil (Japanese morning glory), 1994 nucleotides. RefSeq names its product myosin-1B-like. The coding region runs from base 297 to 1646 and encodes 449 amino acids. Lineage: Eukaryota; Viridiplantae; Streptophyta; Magnoliopsida; Solanales; Convolvulaceae. The record is from RefSeq and is a predicted model, not a curated record. The transcript has 14 exons.
CACUCGUGAAGUCCUCGACUUCUCCGACCGCACACCGCCACGUGACGUUGAACUUCCCCUCGUGCGGCCUCGUGCCACUUCUAUAUCUCGCCACCACAGGCCACAUAACUCGAAAACAUUUUUAUACCCUUCUAUAUAUAAAAUUUAUUAUUUAUUAUUUAAUUGUUAUUUUAUCUUUGGGUCCUCGAGCUGGGCGUGCUCAGCUUCUCUCUCACUUCACAAAAUUGGGAAAAACACUAUUACUCACCAAAAGCAAUUAAGAAGCAGUAGUGUUUUUCAGAUCGCUGGAGCUCGACAUGGCGGCAGCGGCGGAGUUGAAGUGGCGGGGACCGGUUUUCGCACUCGUCAUCCUAGUUGCCCUAAUCUGCACUCGGAUCAAAGCUGACGUUGACGCCGAUGCUGAGGUGGAGUUAGUCAGAUCGGACAAUCCUGAUUUUUCCGUUGAAUUGGAAAGUCUCAAGACUAUGAUCCAUACUUUGGAAUCACAAGUUGAGGAGAAGGCUCGGGAAUUAAAUUUAAAGGAUCAGGUGAUCGCUGAGAAGGAGAAUAUCAUAAAGGAGAAAUCAGAUAAAAUUGCCUCAUUGCAAACUGAAUUUUCUUCUUUACAGAAAAAGGGGUCAUUGGAUGCUCGUGAGCAGGUUGGAAAAGCACAGGCACGAGCUGAUCUUUUAGAAAAAGAGGUUGACAGUCUUAGAAAGGACAUUGAGUGGAAGAGUGAGGAGAAUAAAGAACUUGAAGCCCAAAAAAUUGUAGCAGAGAAGGAAUUGACUGAAUUGAAUACAAAAAUAUUCAAAUUUCAGAAGAUCACUGAAGAGCAGACUGCAAAAAUACAAAAAACUGAGCGGGCUCUUCAAGUUGCUGAGGAGGAAAUGAUGAGAGCACGAUUUGAUGCCACAACAAAAACUAAAGAGUUAAUGGAGGUGCACAGUGCAUGGCUUCCACCCUGGCUUGCAGUUCACUUGAUACACUACCAGGCAAUUUUGGAGAAGCACUGGGAGGAACAUGUAAAACCUGCUAUGGAUGUAGUGCUUCAAAAGGCCAUUGUGAGAAAGGCUCAGGCUGAAGCAUGGGCUGCGCCACACAUGGAAAAAAUCAGAACUAAAUGGGUUCCAACUGUGAAAGAACAAUGGCUUAUAGCUACCACCAAUGUUGAACCACAUCUUCACUCUCUAAAGACAAAAACUAUUGAAAUUUAUGCAUCGUCUAAGGAUGCUGUAACACCACAUGUACUCAAGGUUCAGGAAAUUGCAGAUCCUUAUUUUCAGCAAAUUAGGAAAUUCAGCAAGCCAUACAUUGACCAGAUAGCCACUACCACAAGACCUCAUGUAGAAAAAGUACGUGUGGUCAUAAAGCCUUAUACAAAGAAGGCAGUUCAUGCUUAUGGAAAAUUCCUAGAAUCUGCAACUACAUACCAUCAUCAGCUUCAAGGCACUGUCCAAGAAACACUGAAGAAACAUGAGCUUACAAGGCCUCUUGCAACAAAGGAGCUUAUCUGGUUUGCUGCCUCUGCUUUACUGGCUUUGCCAAUCAUAAUUCUAUUUAAAGUUUUCUCCGCCAUUUUCCGUACGAAGGCCAAGCCAUCCAACAGAAGUAGUAGCUCACACCAUUCACGUCGUAGGGCAAAGCGCGGACAUCCAGAGAAAUAGUUGUGAAGCUUGAAACUUUUAGGAACAUGAUGGCUGUUUAAAAGUCACACAGAUAGGUUACGCAAAUACCAUGGUCUGUGGAGCCCCUAGUAAUUCUUUUGUUGUUCUGAGGUGUUUUGAUUGUGUCAACUCAUUGGUGUGUAUAAUUCCUGGAUAGUAUCACAUGGCGGAUGGUUUUGGAGAAUUAUGUAUCAUCACAUCAUAUUUUACUUUCUUUCUCUGGGUAGUUUGAGCCACAGACGGGGAUGUUCAUAUUCAGAGUAAUGUGGUAUGUAUUAUUGUUGACCACGGGGCAUGUAGAAAUGAGCAUGGUAGUUAUUGCUAUGAAUUAUUCGUUUUGGUUUUUUG